GAACUCUUGUGGUGCAUAUCCCGUUUUACAAGAAGGACAGUUCGCUGGUUGGACACGAUUUGUAAGUUGUUGCUUAUUCGAUGUCGUGCAUUUUUGGUCGGAGAGAACAAGAAACUAAUUUGUUUUUAAUUUCUUUUUCGCAUCGAUAAUUUUGAACCCAAAAGUCGGACUUAGGACCGCCUAAUCCAGAGCUUUGUCCAGCUGCGCCAGCUCCUGCAACGGAACCCCCAGUUUCGAUGUCAAUGUCGAUGGAUUUAGGCAUGGACUCUGAUCUGGAAUCUUUUUUGGAAGAGUCUUAUGGUAAGUUUCCUAAUUGUCCUGGAACGCAGCCUUCUCCUAAAUAUAUGAUUUUGGCUGAAUGAUCCUCUCAUGCGUAUAACUUUCCUUUCACUUCCAAAAUUCAUUUCAAAUCAACACUGAAUGUCGUAACUUGUGAAAUACUUUUAAAUCUUACUCUGAUACUUGUAAUGAUGCACAGUAGCAAAGUCUAGUAAGGGAAAGGACGGAAAACGUAACAAAGGAAAAGAUGGAAAAGGAAAAGACKGAAAAGGCAGUAAAGGCAAGGACGGAAAAUUCAACAAAGGAAAGAGCGGAGUACCGAAAAAAGUAAACAAAAGUAAGGACGGGGAAAAGGCAGCAAACAAGCUGGAAAAGUCUAAAAGUGGAUCAAAAUCAGGGUCCAAGGACGGGUCAAAAGCAGGAUCGAAAUCAGGCUCGAAAUCGGGCUCGAAAUCGGGUUCGAAAUCGGGCUCGAAGGAUGGAUCCAAAAGUGGAUCCAAGGGAGAGGACUCCAGAAAGAAGAGACGCCUUCGGAUAUAAAUCAUUUCAGUCGUUCGUAAAUGAGUUGGGUAUAUUUACAAUUGCUCGUUCGCAAGCUCUCUGCACGAAUUUCAAAAUCUGUAUUAUUAGAAAUUUCAGAAAAAUACAUCAUAAUAUUAAAU
Messenger RNA from Pseudo-nitzschia multistriata, 941 nucleotides. Lineage: Eukaryota; Bacillariophyta; Bacillariophyceae; Bacillariales; Bacillariaceae. The record is from the annotation of a GenBank genome assembly.